This is a messenger RNA of Saimiri boliviensis boliviensis (Bolivian squirrel monkey), 1215 nucleotides long. Its product is annotated as mastin-like. Gene Ontology annotation, molecular function: serine-type endopeptidase activity. Lineage: Eukaryota; Metazoa; Chordata; Mammalia; Primates; Cebidae. Gene Ontology annotation, biological process: proteolysis. The record is from RefSeq and is a predicted model, not a curated record.
UGCGUGCAGGCUGGUGCCGCAGGGAGCUGCUCCCGUCAGAGCUGAAUCCCCGAGCUCAGCCUCCGUUCCCAGAAGCUGGUGUUUGGGGUCCCCCUCCCUGAUGCAGGCCUCCCCUCAGAUGCUGUGGCUGCUGCUCCUGACCCUCCCCUGCCUGGGGGGCUCUGUGCCCGGGAACCCAGAGCCGGGCACGGGGCGUGAGCAGGUGGGCAUUGUCGGGGGCUGUGACGUCUCAGCCAGCAGGUACCCCUGGCAGGUCAGCCUGAGGUUCUACAACAUGAAGAUGGACAAGUGGGAGCACAUCUGCGGGGGCUCCCUCAUCCACCCCGAGUGGGUGCUGACCGCUGCCCACUGCCUUGAGCCGGAGGAGCUGGAGGCCUGUGCGUUCAGGGUGCAGGUCGGGCAGCUGAGGCUCUAUGAGGAUGACCAGCGGACGAAGGUGGCCGAGAUCCUCCGCCACCCCCAGUACAACGAGAGCCUGUCUGUCCAGGGCGGCGCGGACAUCGCCCUGCUGAAGCUGGAGGCCCCCGUGCCGCUGUCUGAGCUGGUCCACCCUGUCUCGCUCCCGCCUGCCUCCCUGGACGUCCCCUCGGGGAAGACCUGCUGGGUGACCGGCUGGGGUGUCAUCGCGGGCAACCAGCCGCUGCCCCCACCCUACCAUCUGCAGGAGGUGGACGUCCCCAUCGUGGGGAACGAGGAGUGUGACCGGGAGUACCGGAACCAGUCCCUGGACAGCACCGACAGGGUCAUCCAAGACGACAUGCUGUGUGCGGGGAGUGAGGGCCGGGACUCCUGCCAGGGUGACUCCGGGGGCCCCCUGGUGUGCAGGUGGAAUUGCUCCUGGGUUCAGGUGGGGGUUGUGAGCUGGGGCUACUUCUGCGGCGAAAGGUACCCUGGCGUGUACACCCGCGUGAUGAGCUACGUGUCCUGGAUCCGCCAGUAUGUCCCUCUGUUCCCUGGACCCUAGCUGGGGUGCAGUGGGGUCUGCACGCUCCUGGAGACCCCGUCUUCCUUGCGGACGCGCCUGCUGCUCCUUAGUCCCAGCCUCGGCCUCCCACAGGCCCGCGCCCCAAGAGCCUUCUGCUCCGCUCCAGCUUCGCAAGGCUUUGUCGGGGAGCAGGGUGGGGGCCCUCGGAGAUGACUGGGCGUGGGAACAAAACCCCGGCCAUCCCAGGCAACUGCUUGUGACUUGACUCUAUUAAACGGUGUGGAAGUGGC